AUGUCUUCUCUGGGAACUUCAAAGGGAAUUCUAGAGAUCGCAAAGUUUGGGCUCUACGUCUCCGUCCCCAUCGUUCUUAUGUACACCUUCGCCAACAACACCACGAAUCUCCAGAGAUUCAUGGGAAACCAUUCUUAUGUUGUGUAUCCACCUGAAGCGCCGAGACCUCCGUCACCAGAGGAAAUGAGAGAGAUGGCGCGAGAACUAGCUAGGAAGAACAAUGCCCGUUGA
This is a messenger RNA of Prunus armeniaca (apricot), 231 nucleotides long. NCBI's taxonomy places the organism in Eukaryota, Viridiplantae, Streptophyta, Magnoliopsida, Rosales, Rosaceae. The record is from the annotation of a GenBank genome assembly.